GCGGCGGGCUCGGCGCAAGACUCGGAAGGUCAGGUUGAGUUUCGACUCGGCGCACAGUCAGUCGAGCGACUACGUGAGUGGAAGCACGCCGGUCUCCCGCCCGGGCGGAUCAGAAGGUUGCGGUAGCGCCGUGGUUACUCCCGAACCGACACUCGACUGCGCACCGCCUCCACAGGACGAGACACCAUCGCGGGCAUUGAGACUUCCUAUCUGGGCACCGAUGGCUGGGUCGAAAUGCAGAAAGCUGGCCGGCGGCUUGGUGAAGGAGGUGCUGGACUCCGUAGACUGCGUCCUGUUCGACUGUGACGGGGUCAUCUGGCGAGGAGACCAGGCCAUCCCGGGGGCGCCCCAGGUCAUAAACCUGCUCAAGAAGAGCGGCAAGAAGGUGUUUUUCGUCACCAACAACAGCAGCAAAACCAGAAGGAUGUACGCGGAGAAGAUGGGCCGCCUGGGCUUUGAGGUGACGGAGCAGGAAGUGUUCGGGGCGGCGUACUGUGCAGCCAUGUACCUGAGGAACAUCUGCGGGCUGGACGGCAAGGUCUACCUGAUAGGGACCAACGCUCUGAAGCUGGAGCUGGAGGAGGUGGGGAUCCAGCAGACCGGUGUGGGACCAGACCACAUAUCAGGUGUCCAGCUGGACUGGGCCAGCGUGUCGCUGGAUCCCGAGGUGAAGGCUGUGGUCGUCGGGUUUGACGAACACUUCAGUUACAUGAAGCUGAAUCGGGCUCUGCAGUACCUGACCAACCCCGAAUGUCUGUUCGUGGGAACCAACACCGACACCAGACUGCCCCUGGAGGAGGGCAGGACCGUCCCAGGCACAGGCUGCCUGGUUAGAGCAGUGGAGACGGCCGCCCAGCGCCAAGCUCAGACGGUGGGCAAACCGAACCGCUUCAUGUUCGACUGCGUGGCCUCCCAGUUCGGGCUGGACGGCGCCCGCUGCCUGAUGGUGGGUGACCGUCUGGACACAGACAUCCUGCUGGGCUCCAACUGUGGCCUGCGGACGGUGCUCACCCUCACGGGGGUCAGCACCGUGGCGGACGCCGAGGCCCACUUAAAGAGCGGCUGUCCGGAGAAGCAGAGGAUGGUGCCGGAUUACUACGUGGAAAGCAUUGCAGAUCUCCUUCCUGCCCUGCAGGGUUAAAGCUACAACCCUGAAGCUGUACAUGCAAACAAAUGUCCUUUUUCACUAUUUUUUACUAUAUAUUUCAGACAACCGCUAAUCUAUGUCUAUCCUAAUCACGAAUGCUUUUGUACUCGCUCGUUUUAAUGGUUACCGCUGGUAAAAAUGCUCGGGUGCAUAGUGUUUCCAUCUCCAUAGCAGCCAGGUGAGGAAGGGGAAGGCAGGUAGUGUUGAGUUAGAAGACGUGAAGAUGUUGUGUCUAACCAGCAGAUAUGACACAGCAAGCUGGUGGUAGAAGACCUUUGCCAACAGCGUACAACAUCGACAAGUAAAACUCAGGUUCAGCCGGGUCUUACGAUGUGGUGGCAAAGGUGCCGACACGACAGCCUGCCGACCCUCCUCCAUUCUGAAUGGAGCUCAGGUCACACUCACCUUACCAACACCUACAUAGGACACGGGAAAUUAAACAAAAAUGAUUAUUGUCAAGUCAAGUCCCUUUUAUUUGUAUAGUCCGGAUUGUGAUUUUAAGUCUUAGAGUGGUUGUGGACUGGGGACUGGCUGUAAGGGUUUUGUGGCUUAGCUAGCCUACUGCAGGCUGGGGUCCCCAUCCUCCUCUGUUGUUCUCACACGGUGGUGAGUCACAUAGAGAGUACCAGUAAUGUCUUCUCUAUAUGGCGCUGGGUUUUAAUGGGCUGGUGUGAGCGACGCCGGGCCGUGUGAGUCAGAACUCAGACACGAGGAAGGUUCUGUCAUCCAUCAUCAUCCCCUGUAUUUACUUUGGUACAGUCAGUACCAAACUAAAACCUUCCAUUGUGUAGUCACUGUGUUUGCACUGGAUGACUGGCUUUCCUGUGUGUAACCGUAAUGUCCAGUACCGAGUAAAUGUAAUUUUUAGAAGUCUUUGUUAAUUUAAGGGCUGGAUCUAUGUCGCCGUUUCUGUCCUUGUGAAAGGAAGAACAUGUUGUUGGGUGGCUCGUAACCUGCAGGUGAAGCAAUCGUCCUUUCUCAACCAGCGGCCUGAAACACAGAGCCGCUGCAGCACGUAGACAAACACGCAGGGUUUCGUAACGGUUGUGUUCACUUUCACUGUUCUGUUGUGUACAUGUGCACGCCAACAUUGGGAUAAAAUUCACUGAGCUUACUUCAUCAGGAAAUAAAAGUACAUUUGAGUGCAGUUCUUAUACAGCGGCGUCCUCUGUAUGGAAGUGUCUUGACACGGUUUACGUUCAGCCUUCAGGGUAGUAUAACUCACGUUUUAAAUUGGGAAUUAAACGGUAGGUGCCGUGUUAUCCAGAUGUGUCGUGUACACUGUGUAACGUCUGUUACUGUUAUUUCACCGGUGACGAGCAAAGUGACAACCAUGUGUCUUCUUUUCAUCCGCUGGCCUUUGUUCUGUUACUCUGAGCUGUAAUCUGCACAUGUAUUCUGCCUGAACCCACAUGAUGACCACUGGUCAGAUAUACAAUAAAACAUGUACUUUUACUACACAAGUCUCUACUCAUUGCUA
Molecule: messenger RNA, 2627 nt
Organism: Lampris incognitus (smalleye Pacific opah)
Lineage: Eukaryota; Metazoa; Chordata; Actinopteri; Lampriformes; Lampridae
Gene: pgp
Product: phosphoglycolate phosphatase
Exons: 2
Coding region: 221-1141 (306 amino acids)
Cellular component (GO): cytoplasm
Molecular function (GO): sn-glycerol 3-phosphatase activity
Source: RefSeq, a predicted model, not a curated record